UUCUAAUAUCUUGUCAGGAAUGAAACUCAUUCCAGUCAGAGAGAGGGUAAAUAAUAAAAUUAAUACUACUGAAAAAUAAUGGUACACUUUUUUAGGAACCUUUGUUAGCUAGGACAGUUCGGAAGGAGGGUAGGUUUCCUUGAGUGAGUCUGGAAAGAAUAGUUGACAGUGCCGUUGCUGUGGGGAUCAGAGAGGAGCUUUAUUGCUUAAGGAAGGAUGGCUACCAGACAAGCAGUACGGUUUGAUGCAGGCGAUGGAGCACUUUCAAUAGACAUGGAAAGUUUGGAAGAAGAUUUUGCAGUGUCUGUAUCUUCUGCUGCUGACACAGAAUUUGAUUUGGUUAUUGGACACAUAGAGGAUAUUAUUAUGGGUGACGAGUUCCAAGAGCUACAAAGGAAUUUUAUGGAUAGCUAUUAUAUGGAGUUUGAAGACACAGAAGAAAACAAACUGAGCUAUACUUCUAUUUUUAAAGAAUACAUUGAUCUACUGGAGAAAUACAUUGAGCAUCAACUACUGGAGAGAAUUCCUGGAUUUAAUAUGAAUUCUUUCACCAAAUCUUUGCAACAUCACAAAGAUGAAAUUGCUGGUGAUAUAUUUGAAAUGCUUCUCACAUUUACAGACUUUUUGGCCUUCAAAGAAAUGUUUCUUGACUAUAGAGCUGAAAAAGAAGGCAGAAGUUUGGACCUAAGCAGCGGGUUUGUAGUGACCUCAUUCUCUAAAUCGUCAUUACCAUCUUCAGCUUAAAAGUUUGUGUUUUGGUACCUCGUUUCCUCUGUUUUGAUGGCCUUUGUUUGCCUCAAGGCACUUUUUACAUUUCGAACAGAAACUCGUCAGUUUUCUCAUCCUGAGUCACAAUGCUGAAUAAGCCCUGUGUCUUCCAUUUGGAUAUAGGUGAACUGGUAUUAUGAGCAUUUUUUGGCUAAACUCAGGUACACACUUGCUGUGUUCAGUUGCUCAGUGAAGCUGUUUUUACAAAGGCGUUAAUGACCUAUAACCUUGUAACAGUUACUGUAUUCACAUAAUGAUAACAGAUGAUAAAAUUGCUUGGAUUGUAAAUUAUUUAAAAAAAUGUACUUUGGAAGUUCCAUAGUGUUAAUAUGUUUAUAUUGCCAUCCUAAGAACUGUAACAUACCACAGACCCUAAUGUUGUCACGUACCACAAAGUACUAAAGCAUGAUACCUAUCCUGCGAUGUGUAACAGCAUAGUUAUCAAGUCCGGGAUUGCUGGCUGUUAAUUGCAAAGCCAAAUGUUUACACUUGAAACACCCAGCAACUACAGCAGUGGUUAAUUGUGCUUCUCUGCAUCACGGGUUAGUCCAUUUUUUCAGAUGGUACACUGCAUGGAGGAAUAAAUAAACAAUGUUGAAAAUGUGGUCUUGUAAAUAUAGUCAGCAACUUCCGCAUCUCUGCUUCAUAAAGGCUCAGUGGUGAAAGAAGGUAAAUACAAAAUACUUUAUAGGUAUUGUAUCUCUUCAAUACUACAGUUUUUAUGUUUUGAUGCAGUAUUGUUUAUGUAAACACUCAUUAUAGUGGGCCACAAGCAUAGCUACAAAACUAGGGCUGAUAAUUUCUGUGUGCAGUAAUAUUCACUAUACACUGUAACAGGUUUUGGUACCACAGUUUUUUGUUCUAGCCUUUACAUUUCCUUUUUUUCCUGUUUUACAUGUAUGAACAUUAGCUAGAAAAUAGUGAUUUAUUUUGGCACUUCAGUUGGUAGACUGUUUAUCUCUUAUCACUUACACCUGCUUUAGAACCAAAUGAGUUGUAAAUGUGGGGUGGUGAUGUAGAACAUCCACCACAGAGAGAAAUCUAAUGGAAAUGGUCUUCUUAAGGCAGCAAGAAUAUUUUUUAAAGGCGAUACGCCUAUGUUUGUAAAGAAAAUGCACAUUUCAGCUGAAAGGGAUGUGUGAAAUUGACAUAUAACCAUAAUAUAUUUGCUAUUAUUGAUGGAAGUUUUAUCUUUGGUAUGUGGCAUUUAAUAUGUUAUCUUAAUUCUGUUGUCACCACAUAUUCUGUUUCGUACAUGCCUCAGUUCGUAGCCAAAGAUACAGUUUCAUUGCUUAUGAUGUAAAUUUUGCCUUCCUGUGGAAAAUAUCAGUCAGCCAGAUAAAAGCAGUUAAUUCCAGUCAAGUGAAAGUGUCCGAUAGCUUAGUCAUUAAAGAAUUUAUAUGUAUACUGACAAAUGUUUCUACUAAAGGAUACAUGGCAACUUUUUUCCGAUGGAGGAAAAAAAUCAGGAAUUUGUUUUGUUCACGUACCAUAAAUGUCAUGUACACUAGCAGAACACUGUGACAGCACUGUAACUGAACUGUACUUCCACAUGUGGAUAAACCACAGUGACUGUCCCAGUAUGUUUUUUUCUUUAUCAAUACAUAACAUAGAAUUGUGA
Molecule: messenger RNA, 2389 nt
Organism: Protopterus annectens (West African lungfish)
Lineage: Eukaryota; Metazoa; Chordata; Ceratodontiformes; Protopteridae
Gene: ARL2BP
Product: ADP ribosylation factor like GTPase 2 binding protein
Exons: 7
Coding region: 217-744 (175 amino acids)
Biological process (GO): maintenance of protein location in nucleus; positive regulation of tyrosine phosphorylation of STAT protein
Cellular component (GO): mitochondrial intermembrane space
Source: RefSeq, a predicted model, not a curated record